Molecule: messenger RNA, 2954 nt
Organism: Bactrocera latifrons
Lineage: Eukaryota; Metazoa; Arthropoda; Insecta; Diptera; Tephritidae
Gene: ProRS-m
Product: probable proline--tRNA ligase, mitochondrial
Exons: 7
Coding region: 1437-2813 (458 amino acids)
Biological process (GO): prolyl-tRNA aminoacylation
Cellular component (GO): cytoplasm; mitochondrion
Molecular function (GO): ATP binding; proline-tRNA ligase activity
Source: RefSeq, a predicted model, not a curated record
UGAGUUUUCCAAUUCGUUAUUUUGUUUUUGUUACCCACUCGUAUUAACUUUUAGUCGCUCGUGGGAUUAUCACUUGUUGUUGUUGCAAAAGUAUCUUGUCAUUUGUUAAAGCAUUCCAGUGCACUAAAGCAGAAACGAAAAAUACGCAGCGACACACACGAGCCGGUAUUAACAACGCAACGGACACGAUAAGAUACUCGCGCUCUUUCGCUGGCUUGACUUGACUCGACUUGACUUGCCAGCGCUCCCACCGCCCCAUGCAGUUUCAGCUUCGGAGCGUACAAAUAACAGGCUCUUGUUUUGUUGACGAGCUGGUAGUAUGUGUAUUGUUGUUGCAUUGACUAAUUUAAAAACACAAAUUCACCACAUGCAAGUAAUCAGCAUGAAAUGAGCGAAUUUCGAAAAUACCCCACACCAAAAUUGAGAGUAUUUAUUCGCCACUGCAAGAGCACGUUGCUUUUGCUGCUGUCGACAACGGUUGUGUUGUUGGCUCUACCGCCUAUCACCCACCAAACACCUCACCUUUCAUACCACUGCGCUACUGUGUCCGCCAGCAGGCUCGCACGAUUUUCCUCUUUUAACUUUUGCAACUCCAACUUUAACAACCUCAACUUUUGGAGCAGUUCUUGGCAAGUCUGUCCAAUUCACGCACUUUUCACUUAAAACAAAAAAAUACACAAAUAUUGAACUUUUUUUGGCGUUAUUUCCACCUCCUUUGCACACGAAGCUUUGCGUGUUGACGAGAAGUGCGCGUUAAUGAAAAUCGUUCGAGUCGUGUUUAUUUUUUAUUUUUAUUUUGUUUCUUUGUGUGUCCAACAUAUGCUCGCAUACAAAAGCUCAACGCAAAUUUAAUAAAUAGUUAAAGUAAAUAACACUAUAACACUUGUAAUGCACAAUUAAUUAAGAACGCGGACGCGCAAUGUGUACGAUUACAAUAAAACGAAUUACCAAAUGGCACAGUAAUAACGAGUGCGAGAUAGUCAAAUUGAUGACGAUGACGACGACAACGACAACUACGUUGACCAAACCACUGCGUUUACAACCGCGAACGCGCUCACUUCGAUUGUAACUGAAAAAACGAAUUCACCUCGCUGCUCGCCAAAUCGCUUAUGAAUCAAACGAGCGCCACACUAUGGACGACUGGUCACCGCCCCCACCCUUCGCAACAAAGUAACGAGGAAGUAUUUGCAAAUAGCAAACAACUACGAAGUAGCAAUUGCUGGAUCACAGAUUAGGUGGUGGGGUUCGGUAGUGCAGGUAUUUAUGUUUGCAUGGAUGCAGGUAUGAGAGUCAGAGCCGAAAUGUGCGCUCACAGUAAGCGUAGACUCCUCACCGAUAGAUUGUGUGUGUGUCAAUUGCACCCUGUGUUUUUAACAGCUGCUUCUGAAUUCAACGAUCAGCUGGACGUUAUCUAUUGGACCUAGGCAAACACCGGUAUGGAGCGACUCUCAAGAUUGUUUUGGCCAGUGCUGGUGACACCAAAGAACGCCGUUUUAAAGAACGUCGACGCAAUUUCACGUAGUCAAAAGUUGCUAACAGAUUUGGGUUUGGUUAGACCAGCUUAUAAUGGCACUUACCAGCUGUUGCCAUUGGCGCAACGUGUGAUGGAAAAGUGUGCCGAUUUGGUGCGUCGCCAGAUGCGCGAUGUAGGCGCACAACAAAUCACAUUGCCUGUUUUGACGCCGUCGGAGUUGUGGAAAAAAUCCGGUCGCUUAGAUGGUGAUAUAACCGAAUUCUAUUUAAUAAAAGAUCGGCAUGGAAAACAGUUCCUGCUCAGUCCAACGCACGAGGAGGCGGUAACUGCAAUGUUGGCAAGUAUUGCACCUAUUUCUUAUAAGCAAUUGCCUAUUAGACUCUUUCAAAUCGGACCGAAAUUUCGCGAUGAGUUGAAACCGCGCUUCGGUCUUAUUAGAGCAAAAGAAUUUGUUAUGAAAGAUCUGUAUACAUUUGACCGUGAUGCGGCAACUGCUUUACAUACGUACAAUCAAAUAAAUUCUGCAUAUGAUGCGCUUUUCCAGCAGCUGCAAGUGCCAUUUGUUAAAGUGGAAGCUGCUACCGGCAUGAUGGGUGGCAGUGUGUCACACGAGUAUCACUACCUAGCCGCUAGUGGUGAAGAUCAACUAAUUACCUGCGAUUCCUGCGGCUAUGCAGCCAAUAUUGAAACUAUAAAUGUGGCAAGUAAUGACAAACACUGCCAGCGUUGCAAUUCAACUAAUAUGAGCAGCGUAACCGGCAUAGAAGUGGGACACACUUUUAUAUUAAAUGAUAAAUACUCCAAACCACUGAAGGCAACGUUUCUACAAGAGAAUGGCAAACCUGAAAAUCUUGUAAUGGGCUGUUAUGGCAUAGGCGUCAGUCGAUUGGUGGCAGCCGCAGUAGAGGUGCUCGCUACGGAGAGUGAAUUGCGUUGGCCAACACUUCUAGCCCCUUUUGAUGUUUGCAUAAUUGGUGCGAAAGAAGGUAGUAAAGAGGAGAAGGUAGCCAAUAGCGUGGAAGCGGAGUUCUGUAGCAAGCUCAGUGGUAUUUGUAAUGAUGAGGAUGUGCUAAUUGAUGAUCGUAGUAAUUUUACGAUAGGCAAAAGGCUAUUGGAAGCGAAAAGAAUGGGUUAUCCCAUCAUUGUUGUAAUUGGAAGCAAGGCAGCGAACGCAGUACCAAUAAUUGAACUGCAUUUCAUUUCGGGCGAAACAAUGGAUGUUGAGACAAACGAGGCACUGGCUUUAAUCGCAAAAUAUACAAACCACAAGCGGGUGCUCUACAACACAAAAUUGGAUUAUAGUGCACCAGCGAAAUCUAAUAAGGCGUCUAUUAGUUGAGACUUAGCAAUAUUGAAAAUUUAGAUUUAAUUUAUGCAUUCAGUUUUCUUCUCAUUUGUAAACAUUUUAAACUAAAACUUUUCCUUUAAAUGUAAGCACACAAUUAAUAACUGUAAAAUAAAAUUGUAAAAGAAAAAACAA